This is a messenger RNA of Aspergillus pseudonomiae, 3758 nucleotides long. Its product is annotated as sulfate transporter family protein. The coding region runs from base 144 to 3338 and encodes 1064 amino acids. Gene Ontology annotation, cellular component: membrane. The transcript is spliced from 5 exons. The record is from RefSeq and is a predicted model, not a curated record. NCBI's taxonomy places the organism in Eukaryota, Fungi, Ascomycota, Eurotiomycetes, Eurotiales, Aspergillaceae.
CAUUCGGGAUCACCGUUUUCUCCGCACCCAGCCUUUUAGUCGAGCGUCCAAAAAGGGAAGAGUCACAAACGCCCGGGGCCUUCUGAUCCCUGUCAAAGAAUCAGAUCCUUCCAGCCGGCACUUACGCGACUCUGACGACCACGAUGGGUGUCUUCCGUCCACGAGGCCGCAGCGACUCUCGCGUGUCCGGGCUACCUUUCCGCCGGUCUCCCUUUGUUGAUGAUGAGGCUCCAGAUGCGAUUGAGCCUCCUGUAGAGCAGGCCAACAAUGGUAGUCCUCCGAGAACACCUUUGGGGAUCGAGUCCCUUGUAUCUGGCGGGACAAGCCACAGGACGCCAAGUCGUUCCUUCUACCACCGAUCCUUCAACAGCACUGCAGAUCCCGCUCGUUAUUCAUCUCAAGGUCUUCGAGAACAAACCGCUGAACUGGCUUCUUACGCGCUCUCCCUGAAUGGAAGCUCAUUGCCUCAAGAAGGAAAUACGCUGCCGCCGUCCCUCGAUAUCUUUCAUCCGAUCCAAGAUACAGAUCUCUCUUCAUCACCCGCAGACACUGUAGUCCCAAAGCCUCUAGACACCGAGCCCCCCACUGGCCCUAUCGCUAGUUCAUCAGCCUUGACUGAGAUGAUCCGUAAACCUUCCGACACUUUGGACGGUGUCAAUGGCCGGGAUAGUGCUCCAAAGCUGAAUGAACUUGGUGAAGGUGAUGCUUCCGUAAGAAUCUCAGGCACGGCGCCCGGCACACGUGAAGCUCCUAGUACCGAACAGACAUCUUUACUACCUAAGUCACCACAUACGAAGCCCUUCCGUAGUUAUGGGAUCGCCGAAGAUGUUGAGAGUCAAGACACUAUUAGGGAACACAAGCAGAAUGCAUUUCGUACAGCGCUUUCGAGCUGUAUGAUUUGCUUCCAAGGGCUCAUGCACCCAAAAUCAUGGAAUGGGCGGAAGGUCUGGGAACAAGGUGUCAUCUACCCUGUUAGUCUACUGCCUUCGGUGUUCCUAGGUCUCUUGCUCAACAUUCUUGACGCUCUAUCAUACGGAAUGAUUUUGUUCCCUCUGGGGGAGCCAAUAUUCUCUGACCUUGGGUCAGACGGUAUCUCCAUGUUUUACGUUAGCACCAUCAUCGCCCAACUGGUCUUCUCGUCUGGAGGGUCAAUAUUCCGCGGCGGAAUUGGUAGUGAGAUGAUAGAAGUUGUUCCGUUCUUCCACCAGAUGGCCUUCACAAUUCUGGCACGUGUAGGCCAGGACAACCCAAGGUCUGUCAUCGCAACUACUAUUCUAUCAUUCUCGGCCAGCUCGGUCUUAACAGGUUUGGUCUUCUUCUUGAUGGGAACUUGCAAACUAGGCUCCCUCAUCGGUUUCUUCCCAAGACAUAUCUUGAUCGGGUGUAUUGGCGGUGUGGGCUUUUUUCUCUUGAUGACGGGUGUCGAGGUUUCCGCUAGACUACCUGGAUCUCUCGAGUUUACUCUCCCUACUUUGGAGAAACUUUCUCGUUCAGACACGGUACCCCUUUGGCUCGUACCAUUAUUACUUGCCAUUGGUCUCCUUGUUAUGAAGCGUUUCGUGCGCUCUAACUUUCUGGUGGGUGGCUAUUUCAUUGGCGUCGCAGUCAUAUUUUACAUCGUGAAGUUGAGUGCCAAGAUACCAAUGGAUACCUUACGCAAGAGCGGUUGGGUAUUUGAAGCACCAUCAUCUAAUAACCCGUGGUGGCACUUCUAUACACUCUAUGACUUCGCUGCCGUCGACUGGGCUGCCUUUCUUGAUACUAUCCCGGCGAUGUUUGCUCUUACUUUCUUUGGAGUACUUCAUGUUCCCAUCAACGUCCCAGCGCUAGGUAUAUCCACGGGCGAAGACAAUCUGAACGUUGACCGUGAGCUUAUGGCACAUGGUGUGACCAAUGCCCUGUCAGGAUUUUCUGGAAGUAUACAGAAUUAUCUCGUCUACACAAAUAGUUUACUUUUCAUCGAUAGUGGCGGAAAUUCACGUCUCGCAGGUAUCAUGCUUGCAGCCGCUACCUUGGGGAUUCUCCUCGUGGGACCAGUAAUAGUCGGAUUCAUUCCAGUCAUGGUCGUGGGGGCUCUCAUUUUCUUACUGGGGAUUGAACUGAUGGAAGAAGCGCUAGUUGAUACGUGGGGAAAGUUACAGAGGCAUGAAUAUCUGACGGUCGUCAUCAUUGUUGUCACUAUGGGCGCUUGGGACUUCGUUGUUGGCAUAUUCGUCGGUAUUAUCCUAGCGUGUAUGAGUUUCGUUGUUCAGACAUCCCGUAAAUCUGCCAUCAGGGCGACGUUCUCAGGCAAGAUUGCUGGCUCAACUGUCCGACGGCCUCCGAUCCAACAGCGAUUCUUAAGAGAAGCAGGACAGCAGACACUCAUUAUCAAGCUUGGGGGCUAUCUAUUUUUCGGAACCAUUGUCGACGUCGAGAACACAAUGAGAGGGUUGAUUGAAGAGGAAGCUUUUAACAAACGUCCUAUUCGAUUUAUUAUUUUGGACUUCUCCCGUGUGUACGGCAUCGACUUCUCUGCAGCUGAAGCCUUCACGCGUAUCAAUCGCAUUCUGCGAAAGCGAAACGUGCUGAUGACCAUCUCAGGGCUGAACACCGGGGGAGACGUCGGCAGAAGCCUUCAAAAUGUCGGGCUAUUCGAGUCAGGAACUAGCGUGCAGAUAUUCGAAGACUUCAACUCUGCACUUGAGUUCUGUGAGAAUGACUAUUUGAAGGUCUUCUACAGCCACCGCGAAGCGUUGCUGAAGAAGAAUGCGUCCUCAACGUUCCUAGAGGUACCUGGCUCACACAACCAGCGGCAUCUUCACGAAAGUAUCGUGGGCUCCCCUCGUCACCGGCAUCUCCAGCAAGCAGCUACUACGACCCUACGCGAGGAUGAGACGGCCGUGGUGGCUCCGACAGCCUGGGCCUCCAUGCGACAGCCCUUACCACUCUUACUCCAGACAUUUCAAGGGUUAACUUCGCGCAAUGAGGAUUUCUGGUUCCGGGCUUGCACAUAUUUUGUCCGUGACACCUACGCAGCUGGUACCGUAUUAUUCCAGGAGGGCGACGUUCCCAAUGGCUUCUACUUGCUUGAAUCCGGGAUGCUUCGUGCGGAAUAUGAGUUGCCACAGGGGCGGUAUUUCGAGCUGAUUGUAGCCGGACGGCCGUGCGGAGAAUUGCCGUUCUUCAGCGAAACCCGACGAACGGCCACAGUCAAGGCGGAACAAGAAUGUGUCGCCUGGCGUUUGACUACAGCCAAAUGGCGAGAUUUACGGGAGCGGGAGCCCGAAAUUGCCCGGGAACUGCUGACAGUCAGUCUGAAGCUGACCACUGAAAGAAUGGACAGCAUUACUUCGUAAGUCGUCUUCGCCUUAUUCUGCACUUAGUUUAGGCAACACUAACCCGAUUCAGUUAUGUUCUUACAAUGGCGGCUUAAUGAUGCCAUCUUUCUGUUUCUCUAACUAAGCAUGCUUGGGUAGGUCAGGUGUACAAAUUUCUCGCAUUUGUCGCAUAUUGUUGGUCAUUAUUUGAGCGUUAUUUUUUUUAGCAUUUGGCAUAUAUGAUACGUGGAUUUGUUGAAAUAUGAUCGCACAUAUUUGUCUAUACUUGGACACGUGCUUCUCUGGAGCUGAUGACGCAGCCUCCACAUGACACUGCAGCUGACAGGAUAAGAACAACGGAAACCCGUGACUUCUGUUGACCUAUCUCCUGCCUACGGGCUAGAGGUUUGGAGGGACCCAACGUAUAAGUCGUAAACCUGAUACUCACCCGAGAGAUAG